Bactrocera oleae (olive fruit fly) is the source of this 12125-nucleotide messenger RNA. The record is from RefSeq and is a predicted model, not a curated record. NCBI's taxonomy places the organism in Eukaryota, Metazoa, Arthropoda, Insecta, Diptera, Tephritidae.
AUACAUAUUUUUGCAAUUAACCAACAUUUAAUAUAACUUAUUUCAAACAUUACUUAGUUUAUUUAAAAACUGCAUUUUAGUACACAAAUAUUUUAAUUUAAAGCAAUAGUUUUUUUCUAUUUUAUAUAAACUUUUUAGCAAAUACAUAUAAAUGUUAAUUCGCAAAAUGUUUUGCAUUUCCAAAAAGUGUCAUUUCUACAUCCAUUUGUCAACCAAUGCGGGUAUAAAUGACAUCCACAAAAACAAUAUACAACCAAGUUUGUGGAUGUACGCGCGCGGUACCGCUUGUUCUUUUUGUGAGUUUUGCAGAUUUAUAAAAAGAUCUUUUUCGGUGAAAAUAUGUGCAUUAAUGUGACAAUUUAAAGUGUUUAAAAUAUAAAAAUUUCAUACAGUGUAUUGAAUAGAAAAAGUACGGUGCGGAAAACCAGAAUUAUAUAUCUACAUAAUAACGCGUUAACGACGAGUUUUUAUACGAUUUCCUUUAGUGUAAUAUAAAUACAGGCAGUAAUGGCGUAAGGGUGAAUGCAAAAAAAAUUCAACAAAUUUGCUGACAAAUAUAUAUUUAAAAAUGGACGAAAUUGAAUACCUGGAGGAGUACGAAGAUUUAAUUCUACCAACAAUGAGUACUCAAGCUACAACUACUAAAGUUCGCAACAGGACCAAUCUUGCCGCUAUGGCAGAUGAUGAAGACUCUUCUUCUAUAGAUCAAGAUAUUUUCGACAGUUUAUUCGAUGAUAAUUCGGACGACGAAUCCGUAAUGCAUAAAAAAGGCCCUGCAAAACUGAGUCAACGUAGUGAACGCAGUUCACGUUAUUCUCGCGUUUCCAUGGACUCGCUUGAUAUGCUCGUAAAAGAAUUAGGUGAGCCAUUCAAUGUAAAUGCAGACAGUUCAAAAUCAACGAACAGACCGCAACCUAAACAAAGUAAUAUAAAAGUUACUCAACCCAACAAAACCGUACAAAAAUCUACCACCACAACUACAAUGGCAAAAGGUACCAGCUCACCAACGCCUCUAUCCAGUGGUAGCAUUAAAACAAACAAAACAGAAGCGACUAAAGCAAUUGUGGAACGCAAUAACAAAGCUAAAUCCGUCGCCACGGUAAGGCCAACGGUGCAACAAAAUCUUGGCCAAGCGUCAACAGCAACGAAGUUAAUAAAUUCUAAUGAUCAUGCGUUGCCAACAACUCGCACAUUACAAAGCAGUAGAAGUGCUGUUAUACAAAAUACGAAAAUAACUAGUGCUUCCGCAAAUUCAUCCAAGGUUGCCUCGCCGACUCCCUCAACAUCGCGUAAACAAAUUUCAGCUGCUACUUCAACAACAGGCAAUAGCAAUAAUACGCUUAACAGCAGCAAAAAUAACACGCCCAUGGCAGCAUCUAAGCGCAUAGUUGAACGUUCGCAGACAACCAUUAUAAAACCGGAGAAACCACAGAUAAAAGAUCCCGCAGAAGAUCCUUUAAGUUUGGAAAAUAUUGAAAACGAAUCCGACAGCGAUACUGAUUCAUUUAUAUACUCUGAUGUAUCUGCUGAUACAUUCGUUACGCUCAGUGAUGUGGACUGUGAUGAACGUCAUAUUAUUGAAUUGUCUAACGACUCCAACUAUGAGCGUGCUAAUCUAGACAAAAUACGUGGGUCAACGCCUUCCCCCACAGUUUCUGAUGAUUAUAAAAGUGAUAAGGAGGAUACACCAACAAAAAUCACGUCGAAAUUUGACGAAACUACUAAGGAGGGCUCUGUAUUGGAAAGAAAUGCAAAUGCUACGUCAAAGUUUCGUGUACGACAGUAUGUUGACACCGAGGCGACAACAAGUCGUGAACGCAAACAAGAAACAUCAAACGAAUGUACGAAUGAUAAAACAACGUAUAUGGAUAUAAAUACAACAGCAAAGGAUACGCUAUUGGAGCGUAUAGAUACAGUGCUAUCCGUAGCAACUGAUAAGGCAGAGGAGCUUAAAUUUGUUGCAAAAGAUAUUGAUGAAGUUGAACCUGGUAUGGAGGUUGAAGUUGUAACUGAUAGUAAAGAUGAGGCCAAAGAUAAGAAAACGGAUGUUAUGCCAGAGAGUGCAAUUGUUUCUAGUGAUAGUCAAGUGGAUAGCAUGACAAUUGCGAAGCCAGGAGUAAUUCAAGGUGAUCAACUUAAAACACAGAAAUUAGAAUUACUAACCAAUGCAUUAUCUUCCGCAGAGCCAUCCACAACUGAAACAAUGGAAAUGGAUAUGGGAGAAAUUGUGGAGGAAGACGUUGAAAAAGAAAAAAAAUAUUUGGACAAUGAAGAUAUAGAAAAAACUAUUGAAGAGAAUAAAGAAAAGUCAGGCAAUGAUAACACUACUAACGAAGCAGCUGAUAAUAAUGCUGGUAACGUUGUAAUGAAUUCGCUAACUACUGAAAAUGUUGAUGAAACUGUGCACCAAAUUGAAGUCAUAAAUGAGCAGGUUGUUGAAACAGUGGAGAGUGCUGAGACAAACGAAAACUUGAAUAUCAAACAAAGUGGCACAGAAGCUGCUACAAAUGAGUGCAACGAAAGAGAAGUGAAUGAAAGAAAUGCUGAUGAGCUGCAGGAAGCGGAAGCAGUUUUUUAUGAUGCAGUAGAGAGUAUAACUGAAAAUGCUACAAAACUCGAUGAGGAAGAUGAAGUAGCUCAAGAAAAGCUAGAAGAUGAAACGAUGAGCGAUAGGGCGCUAAAAAAAGGAGAAGAAGAUGUUUAUAAUGAAGAUGACGAAAGUAAAAUUGAAAAGCAUGAUGAAAAAGUGCUUGUCGAUAAAGACACAGAACAAGAAAAAUUUGAUUUGAACACGGAAGCGAAAACAAAUGCAGAGUUGCAGUUGCAGAAGCACGAAGAACAAAGUAAUAUAAAAACUGCAGAUACUACAACACCAACUGAGGAGACUCAACCAAGCAAAAAGUAUGAAAUGAAAAAUGAAAGCUCGGCCGAAAGUGCAAAAACACAAAAUGAGAAUGAGAAUGAGGAAAACUGUGCGACCAGCUCGAAGAAUGCCAAAGAGCUGCACGAAACUGUUACGAAAAUGCGUGGAAAGGAUAAACAACGCGUGAGCCUAAGACGCUCACAGACACCCAUGAGUGCUAAGUUUACAGAAAGUAAAACGUUGCUUGCUGCAAAGAAACCAAGCGAGGAAGAAGCAAAGGCUUACAAUGAGACGAAGGAAGAUGAAGCAAAAGCUGAUAAAGCAACUGUGGAAAAAACUGCGGAUGAUGUGAGAAAUAAAGAUAAAGACAGAGAGAAAGAUGCAACGAUUGUCGCUAAAGCUGGAAAAUUGAAUGAAGAUAGCGCCGGAGAAAAUAUAAAAGAAGUGGGUAAAAGGCCACAAUCCAGCAGGAACAAAAGUAAUACCACAAAAGUGGAUAAUAAAAUUGAUGAUAAAAGCAAGAAUAUGAGUAAAUCAAAUAUAGAUACAGAAAAGACGAAUUCUGAAAUGCAGAGAAAGUCUAGAUACGAUAAAAAGGAAGAGGUUUCAAGGAGUGAUACAAAGAACGAACGCAACGAACGAUCUCAAACGCCUCGUGGUACAAAAAUGCCAAAACUGCCGAGCGGAGUAGCCGAAGCACAAACUGUAGAAAAGAAAGAAAUAGGUGACACAGAAAGUAGCACAACAACAAAAGUAGCAGAUAAAAAGAAAAUCACGAAAGAAACUACAGCACAGACAAAACAACAUAAAACCGAAGUCGAGACGCACUUAGAAAAGUGCAAAACGCCUGAAAUGACAGCCAGACACGACAAAAGAGUGCGUGGACUAGUGGUGUCCCUAAAAAAGACAGAUCUAUCAAAAGUGCUUAAUGAAAAACUUUUGCGGAAAAUAAACACCACAGAAAAAGGUGAAAUGCCAACUGAUUUAGAAAAGAGUGAGACAGCAGCCAACACAACUGUAGAUAAACCGAAAAUUGACUCGAAAGAAAAAGAAAUGACGAUGGUUAAAACAAAAGGCGCUACUAAAGAAUCUACGCCUACAGUUGUAGAUGAAAAAGAUGCUUGCGUUGAAAAAUCGGCAGAAGAAAGAAAUAAAGAUAUUGAAAAUACUACGGAGAAAGCAAAAGGAGAUAUUAAACACGAUAAAUCUAAAGAUAAAACCGAUACAGCUAGGAAAGAUGAAAACUCUGGCGAUAAAACAAAAAGGUAUUCUAAAUAUGAAACACACACAAGUAAAAGUAGACGUGAUCGAACUAGAGAUAAAUCUGUAGAAAAAGCCAGUGAACAUACGAAAUCUAUGAAAAUUGAGGAUAAAGCAGAACAUUCUUCGAAAGAUGAAAAAUCUGUAAUUAAAUCGAAUAAGGAUUCAAGAUUGGAUAAAUCUGCAGACGAUACAAAGAAGUAUUCAAAGAGCGAUAAGUCUACAGAAAGGUCAAAGAGAGAUUCAAAAUAUGAAAGAUCUACAGAUAGAGCAAAGAAGGAUUCAAAAGAAGAAAACACUGCAGAAAAAUUGAAGACUGAUUCAAAAGAGUCUACCGAGAGAGCAAGGAAGAAUUCGAGAGAGGAAAAAUCGACGAGUGGUCGCAAAUAUGAAAAUUCCACAGAAACAGAAAAGAGGGAAACAAAAGAGAAAACUGAGUAUAAAGUAAGGAGUGACUCAAAAGAAGAAAGAUCAAAGAGUUCUUCAAAAGGAUCUACAGAGAGAACAAAGAAGGGUUCAAACGAAGAAAAAAUUGCUGAAAAAACAAAAACCGAUUCAAAAGAGUCGACGGAGAUACCAAAGAAGGCUUCAAAAGAAGAAAAAUCCGAUGAUAAAUCUAAAAAAGACUCGACAGAUAAAUCCGAUGACAAGUCUAAAAGAGACUCGACAGACGAAAGAAGUGCGGAAAAAGUACGGAGUGAGUCCAGAGACUCUACACAUAGGACAAACAAAAGUUCAAAGGAGGGAAAAUCAACGCGUCUUUCAAGAUAUGAUAAGUCUAUAGAAAGAGCAAAAGAUGAAAAAACGGAGGUAAAUGCAAAUAAUGACUCGAAAGUGGAAAGAUCGUCAAAGGAAGCGAAGAUUGAUUCGAAACAAGAAAAGUCCGCCGAUAGAUACAGAAAAGUUUCAAAGGAGGUAAAAGUAAGGAGUGAUUCGAAAGAGGAAAAAACUUCAGCGAUAGCAAGAAGUGAUUCUAAAGAGGCAAAAUCCUCAGAGAAAUCAAAGAGUGAUUCAAAAUAUGAAACUUCUACAGAGAGAGUAAAGAAAGACUCGAAAAAUAGGGAAUCUGAAAUAAAAGCAACAAUUGAUUUGAAAGAAGAAAAAUCUGCAGAUAAAACACUAGAAGAUUUAGAGAAAACGCAAGAGUCAAAAGCAAAAUCAGAAGAUGACAAAGAUACUGAUUAUCGAAAGCUUAAAUGGAAAAAUGAGAAAUAUACACGGAAAACCAAAUCUGGUAAAGAUACUAAGCAAGUGUCGCAGAGUGAAUUGAACGUUGAAAAAGAAACGGAAAAUGACGUUUGCGAAACAAAGCAAUCGAAAGCAACAACUUCAAAGGAAACCGAAACAGCCGAUAAGAAAACUGCAGAGCAAAAUGCUGAAAUCAAUGAAAAGUUAAACACGGAAACAAAUCUUGACUCCAGCAAAAUCAGUACCAUACAAAAUUGCGACGAAACGAGCGAUAGCAAGCUAGAAGAGUCCGCUGUUGAAAGUCGUAAAGAAGAUUUAGAGAAGAUAGAGGAAAAAGUUGCAGCGAGCGAUAAUGUAAACACUAUUCAAGUAGAGCAGAACGAUAAAAGAACAGAAGAACCUACUGAAAGCGCAAAGAUAACUGAAGAAGAAACAACUGUUACCGGAAGCACCGAGAAAGCUGAAGAAAGAAAAGCUGCUAUUGAAAGCACUGAUAAAUCGACGGAUGAAGGAGUUGUUGAAAAUAGCGCUAGCGCAAAAUAUGAACCAAAAAGGGGAACGUUCUAUAAAACGCGAGAGAAGAGAGUUAAACGCAAAUCAGAGACUAAAAACGAAGAAGAGUCUGCAGUUGAAGAAGCAGGUAAAAAAAAUGAAAAGCAACCGCAACCGGAAACUAAAACAGUUGCAGAUCACAUAGAUGAUGGUACGCAUGAAAAGAAAGUUGAUACAGAAAAAGCAACCGAAAGCUCAGAUAAACAAGAAGAGAACAAAUCGGAAAUUGUAGAAAGCAACGAUGUAGAUAAAGUGGAAGCAACAACAGCUGCUGAGGAUGCACAAAAGGUCGAGCAAGCAACAAAAGUUGACGAAAAUACCACGAAAAGACGAGGUAAAUCUAGAAGACUUGCUGAAAACACGCAGAAACUAGAAGAUACGACUACGACUGUGGGAGGUGCAGUAGUAGAAGAAAUUACAGAAAAUGAACGAGAGAAAACUGAUACAGCAAUUGAGAAGAAAAAUGUAGUUGAACCUCCCACAGAUGGCAAGGCAGCAAGUGAAGUGGUGGAAAGUAUCGAUAAAUUAGAAAAUCAAAUAGUCGACGAAAGUGCAAGUGAGAAUUUAAAUAAGGAAGCCAUAAUAGAAAAAGGUGCAUUGAAUGUCGACGAAAUUGAACAUAACCGUACUAAUGCUGAGUCGUUAGAAAAAACCGUAAACACGACUACAGAAGAAACAGUCGAAGUUGAAAGAGAUAUUGAAAGCAGCGAUAAAAAUACAAAUACUCAAACAGCAGCUGAAAAUGCCAAUCAGAAUAUCGUUGCCGAAACUGUUGACACGAAGCCGACAAACGAAACAACUGAAACUCAUGCAGAUAAGAUCGAAGCAAAUAAGGAGGCAACGACAGAGCACGAAGCCGCCGCAAAUACAGAAAUUACAGACCAACCUAAUAAGCAACACUCUACUACGCAACAAACAGCAACAACAAAAGAGAGUGCUGCUGUGGAAAGUGUGAAGGAACCAGCAGCUACUGAAAGUGGCCGCAGCGAAACUAAAAAACAUAAUCGUUAUAAGAAUAUACGCCACUAUGCAGAUAUAGAAAUAAUUUCCCAAUCUCCACAACUGCUGUCGGCUGACGAGGACGAACAUGAAGGCGUAAAGCGUCGUUCAAGGCGCACGCGCGCUGCCGAACAUUCGCCUAACAAUAAAAAUGAAAAUCACAAGAAAGGCGCUAGAGCUACUGCAUAUCAAGUGCCAACUUCGGCAUUAACAAAUGCUGCACACAAACUGCAUAAGGAACAACCGAAUAGCAGUCGUUUCGCUACAGCGACGCCAACGACGAAUUUGGCACGAAAGCGCAUGCGUGAUCUCACGCCAAACACAACGGCGGAAAAUAAUGAACUAGAUAAGUCGCCGAGCAAAAAGUUGAAAUGGGAGCCAGUACGAAAAUCAUCACGCAUACAAAAUGAUGACGUCGACACCAGUGAGGGUGAACACGGCGCCAAACAUUUUAGCGCAGCAAGGGAAAGUACAGCAAGUAAUAAAAGCGCACACGAGAAGCAAGGUAAAUCAACGAAAGGUAGCAAGAGUGCAUAUGAGAGUGUAACCGGUGUGUCAACAAAACAUAGUAUUGCAUCCGAAGUCAAGUCAUCGCCAAUCGGCGAUGACAUAAAUACGUCUAAAACGCGCGACAAAUUAAUUAACACCAGCCAUAGCGCUAAUAAAGUUCACACACCGGAAGUGAAACGUAAGCAGGAACAUGGAAAGUUACCAACCACAGCAACAACGACUGAGUUGAGUAAGAAACGUUGGGCUGAGCUAGAAAAUGCACAACAGUCAGCCAAGAAGCAAGCGCAUGCAAAUGAUGAGAGCACACAACAACAAAAGAAAACUCCCACAACGCAUAGAAGCGCAGUUAAACAAUCAGCCACCUCGUCGACUGGCACGCCCACGGCUAUAACACGUGUCGAAGCAAAAGCUGAUCAUGCGCACACGUCAAUUUCAGCAGAAGCCACAGAUCCUUUGCAAUUGCCGGUGAAACGCUUUAAACGUCUACAAGCCAUCGAUGGCUAUGAUACAAUAAAUACAAGCGAAGAGCGCAAAGACAUUAAAGCAGAAGAAUUGGAUAACAAAAAUUCAACGUUUAAACGUAAAUCGCUGCGGGCUGCUGGGCCAACCGACGGCACCAAAGCGACUGAAACAACGAAUAAGUUACCAGUAAAACAAACACAACAAAGUCAACAACAACAACAACUGAAACAAAAACAAUCGCCUCAACAGCAACAACAACAAAAACAACAUCAACUUCAACAAAAACAACAUCAACUUCAACAACAACAAUCACAAAAAGCCGUGGCAUCGAAGCAAGUAGAAGCCACAACUGUGUCGCUUAAGGACAGGAAGAUUGUUGUAUCCAACCGGACUGGCAAAGAUGCCGUGAGCACUGAUAAAGCCAAUUCAAGCAAAUCACCCACUAAAUCGCCCGGUUCUAAGGUAAUCACUUUCAAAGAAUGGUUAGAGCAACAGAAGAAAAGUACCUGUGAGGAUGGUGGUGAAGAGGUGCUCUUUGAACCCGAUGAAAGUGCUCUACGUAUGGAUAAAAUUCUGACUGCCCCGACGACGGAGCCAAAAUGCAGCAAUACAAGCGUCAGCGAAGUAAACACUUCGGCCGAGCAAAAAACAAAGGAGCCACCGGCGGUGCAAAUGCCAACCGCUGAGUUGAGCCCGACUAAAAGCUCAAAGAAGAAAACGAAUGUGCGCGAUGCUACUAAAAGAAAGAGGGAGAGUGAGGCGGCGUCUACGUCAAAUAAAGAAACGAAAGAAAGUGUUGCCAACGAAUUGGCCAAACAGACGCCACCAGCUGCAAAGCAAGGGCGUAUUGAAAAAGUGGUUACACCUACAUCCACACCAGUAGCAGCACAAUUUAAACGGCCCUCAUUGCCGCAAAGGGUGUCACGUCUAACACCAUCACGUUUCAAAAAUCGUACACCAACACAGACCGAUGCCCGCGCAAGCGCACACAGCACACAACAGCAUUCGCGGCAAACAACGCUAUCACGGCUUGGCACUAAAGUGAAGUUGCGUAAAUUGCGUGUGCGCAUUAAUCGUUCCACCGUUGCGGCAUAUUUCAAAAAUUUAAAUUUAAAUAAAGUUAAAGAGCAAGUUGAAGAAAAUUCCGUCUCAAUUUCGCAUUCCAUGACUGACAUUGCAUUGUCAGAAAGCGUUACUAAAACUACGGAGCCCUCUCAAAAGCGUAUUCCGCAAAAGGAUCCACUUGCUCCAGCUAAGGAAAGCAUAGUCACCCAGCCUACAGCAGCAACAACAACGCCAACACAAUUACCCACAUUAACGGCGCGUCCAAACGUUAUUUCUGCGGCUGAGAUCAACGAUGCGUUGCAACCCUCACCGGUAGCUAUGCCAGCAUUAACUAAGGUGCCGCCCAGCGUGGAGGAAAAAUCUCCAACAAAAUCUCAAGAAAAUCCAGUUUCAUCUCAAACUGAAGCAACAGAUCAGCAAUUUGGCAGCGCAGAAGAGCUCUCACUAUUAACUCCUAUGAAAUGUGUAACAGUACUGCCAACGACGAGCAACAGUUUACGUUCACAGCAGCCGCAACAACAGCAAAAGCAACAAAUUCCAUCGACAGGCGCGGAAGGUAUGCGUGAAAAACGCGCAAGCACGACAAGCAGUUCUGACGCUAGCAUUACACAGCGAUCGCAAUCGACUGGCAAACAAGCCAACAGCAGCAGCAGCUCAACAAUCACCGCUGCCAGCAGCAUAGCUAACGAUACACAAUUAUCAUUUACACCUGUAGUGCCUAAAGAGGAGUUGGUUGAUGAGCACGCAACGCCCGCACAACAAACAGCUGCUGGCAUUACGUUGGGCACAAGCGCAGACAACACGGCCACCACUAAUUCUUUAGCAUCGCGCACACUGGCUAUAGCAGCCGCCACCAAUUCGGCACUCAAUCAAACGCCUGCAAAUGAUGCAACCGGUUAUUAUGGCCUAACGCCUACACAGUUGGACACAAAUGGCACGCGUCUAUAUUCCUUUCUGCAUCCAGCUAAGUACAAUCGUAAUCACGGUUGCGUAUUACUCGACUACUGUUGUCCAAAUCUGGACGGUCCAAUGCCGGCCAUCGAUCCGACACGCAUACACGCGCAAGUGCAGGCCGGCGUACGCGAACUGCCCGCUUACAUAGUAAUGUCAACGAAACUUAUAACACGCGCCGAUUUGGAAGCCAACAAGAAUGUUAUACCGGCUUCCAUUCGGCAAAAGGUGGAAAAAAUUACAGCUGAUGCUUCGAAUACGAACACGCCGACAAAUCAAACGUCUGCGCCUGCGUCUACUGCAAUUGCUGCACCAAAUACAUCUAUAGCAAAUGUAACAACGGUGCCAGCAAAUCUGACCGUUAGCAAGCCCACAACAACAACAACUGCAUUAACACCAACCAUUACGGCAUUGCAAAAACAUUUGCCCUCAACCACGAGCAUUAUACCGAAAUUGAUGCCAGCAACUUCUACACCCACAAUGUCGUCACUUGGCACUACACCAACAAGCGUCACACCUCAAUUACCCGUUGUAUCUGAUUAUCAGCGUUCUUUGUUGCGCACCAGCGUACGUCAGUUCGAUGCACGUCUCAAAAAGUACUAUUAUCGAAUUGCAAUGCUUUCGUUUUCCGAACGACAAACAAUUAUUGAUGGCAUCAUUAAUUCCACAACGCUGACACCGAAAGAUGUUGACUGUGCUGUGCGUUUGAUUGACGAGUAUGCUGCACAAAUUGGUGUUGCGCCCACUACCAGUGCAGGUAAUGUAGCUACAGCAGCUAAGACAACAACGCCAGCUAUACAAUCAGUAUCGAAAGCAAUAACAACACAAACCACCAACACUGUGGUACGCACCACAACCAUACAGCAACAGUCAGUGAAUCCAAAUUCGCAAAGUUCUAAAACAAAUCAAGUUGCCGUCUUGGAUAAGGACAAUAGCUUAUUGGGUUAUCAGCUAGCAGCAUCACCGAUGCCGAUGAAUAAAUCAUCAAUAUCGACACGUUCCAGCAUAAUGUCGUCGUCGCUAACUGGUAGUAUGAACACUUCGUUUGCAAAUGUAACGACUACAUCGAGCGUUACUUUACCCACACUUAAGGGUGCACAAGCCUCGCCAAGAAUUUUUUACACCAAACCCCCAAUGCAGACGUCUACACCGAUUGCAACAACUGCAAGCAACGCUAACACACCGUUGAACGAUGGUAAAACCACAUCGCUGAGAAGUACGCCACGCAUGGGGCGAGAGUUGACCAUACGUCAGAUUCCACAAAAACUCAAUUCUGUCCCAGCGUCGUCCACAACGGCAACAGUAACCCUACCAACACGACGUUUGCCAACAUUGACACGUAAUCCACAUCUGACAGCAGGCAAUUCGGUUGAAAAGAGCAUUUCCGAAACGAUUACAACGCGUUCGGCUGUCACCAUUACAAACGCACCGAAGCGUAUGACACGCGCCACCGCAGCGGCCAAAGUCGUUGUGAUAACACAGAACACCGAUGGCAAUAAUGCGCCGCUAGAUGAGUGUAUACUGCCGGACGGGCAUGAAAAUACUGAAAUAAAACGUGAGAAGGUCGAUGAUGAUUUUGUUGGUGGUAAUUAAAUAUAAUUUAUAUAUGGUAUAUAUAUAUUAUUUUUUAUAAUAAAAAUAUAAAAAAUAUUAUAUAAAAAUAGUAAUAUAGCAAAGUAAUGGAAACACAACAACUAUUUAUAAGAUCAAUACAAUCUGACAACUACUUGCCCGUUGGAAUGUUGGAAUGUUGUACGGGGAGUAGCGUAAAAUUGUUUUACUAGAUUAAGUUUUUCAAUAAUGACUUGAGUUCUUUUUAAGUUUCUCUCAAUAAAUCGCAUAAAUGUUGCGAUAAACAAAAGGGUGUUAAACAUUUUUUCUCAUUACUCAUCAUUUAAUUUGCCUUUAUAAAAUAUAUGCAAACAAAUAUGUACUAUAUACGUGUAUGUAAACACUAUUUCACAUGCAAAUGCAUGCAACGUUUAAGUAAUAGCCGCUAAAUUUUUCCCAAUAUGGAUCAAUACACCAAGCACCAAGCACCAUGUUCAUUAAUCAUCGCCUAAAACUAUACUUUACUGCAAUGUAUGACGUAACAUUUUAUUUACCAAUAAAUAUGUGUGUAUAUAUAGUAAUUUAUUGAAAUUACUAUCUUUCUUUUCUUGUCACAGUUAUGUAAGUCAUGAAGUGUGAAAAUAUCUUAUAAGAUUUAUUAAAUUGGAAAAAUUAGAAACACAGCUACUCCAUAUUAUAAUAAAUACAUACAUUUAAAAUAUUA